AUCAUGAGAUCCGUUGCUUAACCCAUGGGGAAGCCGGCGGGCCACAUCGAUCUCCACCUUUGCUAAUUUCUACCAAAUUAAGCUCAUCCUCCACCGUUGGAUCCUCGUCCUCUCUUUCUCAGGAACGUCUAUAAAUAUGUAGACCCUAUCUGUGUCUCCCCAUUGUCGGAUCCAACAUUCACUAUUCACAUUUGUAUCUUGUACUGCGACCACCAGCAGCAGCAGCUGAUUAAUCUUAUUUUAUUCUGCAACACUGCUCUUGCUUGAAUCCAGAAUUCUCCGCGACGACAGGAAAAAAGGAUUCGAUUAAUGAAGCUUUCUUCCGGUUGAAUUUUUUACGAGUCUUUUGUCUUGGUAAUUGCGUUGAUAUAUCUCCGGCGUCGAUAUGAUGCGUUCGUCGAGUGGAUGAUCGAGCGAGUGUUUCCAGAAGGAAGAGUAGCUCCUAACGAAAAUUUAGAUCGGCUUUUAAUCUUCUGGUUGGAUUUUGUGAAAUUCCCAGGCGACUACAUCAGGACAUGGCGACAGAUUCUUGCGAGGACGCCAUUGCUGGACUUCAGUACCUCCUUAGUGAGAAGGGAGACCUCGAAGACAUCGCCGCCGAAAAGAUCAAGCAAUUAACGGCGGAGCUAGAGGCAAUCGCUGCCAAGCAAUUCAACGCGGUGGAGAGGAUCAAAACCGGCUUCGCUCACUUCAAGAAAUGGAAAUACGAGAAAAAUCCUGGGUUGUAUGGUGAACUUGCUGAAAGCCAGAGCCCCAAGUUUUUGGUCUUUGCCUGCUCGGACUCCCGUGUCUGUCCUUCACACAUCCUGAAUUUCCAACCAGGGGAAGCCUUUAUGGUCCGAAACAUUGCCAACAUGGUCCCUCCAUAUGACCUGCAGACAAAAUAUUCUGGCGUGGGGGCGGCUAUUGAAUAUGCAGUAUUGCAUCUGAAGGUGGAGAAUAUUCUGGUAAUUGGGCACAGUCGUUGUGGAGGGAUAGAUCGCCUCAUGCGUAAUGAAAAUUGUGGCAGUGAUUUUAUUGACGAUUGGGUCAAAACCUGUUUACCCGCAAAAGCCAAGGUGAGAAGGGAGUGUAACAGCUUGGACAUCGAUGAACAGUGCGCCAAUUGUGAGAAGGAAGCUGUGAAUGUCUCGCUGGAAAAUCUGUUGACAUAUCCAUUUGUGAAGGAGGGCGUGAUGAAAAAAACUCUAUCCAUAAAGGGAGGACACUAUGACUUUGUUAAGGGCUCUUUUGAACUGUGGAGUCUUGAUCUUCACUUCGGCAUUCAUACUUACUAUGGUUUCAUAGCCUCUGUUUGAUGGUAUUAAUUAUAAUUUUAGUUCUUUUGUUUGAAUAAUUUAAGUUGGACUACGAAAUGUUGUAAUUUCAAGUCAAGUUUAAUCAAUGUUAAUUUCUCAGCUAAACCCUAAAUUCAUGAAUGUUUCAUUGUCGAAUUAACUCUCACACUGACUCUUG
Molecule: messenger RNA, 1455 nt
Organism: Diospyros lotus (date-plum)
Lineage: Eukaryota; Viridiplantae; Streptophyta; Magnoliopsida; Ericales; Ebenaceae
Product: carbonic anhydrase 2-like
Exons: 9
Coding region: 516-1298 (260 amino acids)
Biological process (GO): carbon utilization
Molecular function (GO): carbonate dehydratase activity; zinc ion binding
Source: RefSeq, a predicted model, not a curated record